Cylicostephanus goldi is the source of this 243-nucleotide messenger RNA. NCBI's taxonomy places the organism in Eukaryota, Metazoa, Nematoda, Chromadorea, Rhabditida, Strongylidae. The record is from the annotation of a GenBank genome assembly.
AUGGUACUCACAUAUCCAGCUAGCUAUCCGCUAUCAUUACUACUUGAUCGUGUGGUGGGAAAAGAGGUGCGCACUACAAUGGAUCGACAUAUGCUGGGCGGUCUGAUGCGACAACAGAAGUCCGAUACUGCCAAGAUGGCAGAUGUGAUAGAAAAUGCUAUGAUGCUGGAAGUGCGACGCGUCAAAGACGUCAUGACAGCUUUAGAUAAGGUGGGUAAGCUCUCCACAACUAUCGCUAUGUAA